AUGCCGGGGACUCAUCUUCUACCUCCUAACUUACUAAAACUCUUUGCGCCGCGUCCUCCCCUCCCCUAUAUACGUCCAGUCGGCAAAGACCCAGAUCGCGUCCGUGCCAAAAAUGUUGAUGGUGUAGCAGCCUUGCUUGCACGAUUGAAGGAGGAGAGUACACAAGGCCUGAUCGAUGCGGGAACCCAAGAAGUGCCAGAUGGGAUGGAAGAGGGCGAGGAGCCGGUUUUUACGCACACGGAGGAAACACAACGACAAAUUCGAAAGGAAGAACGAAAAAAGGCGAAAGAAGACCAUUUUAAGAACGCAAAAGAGAUGUACAAACCUGCGGAAGAUCCAGAAGCAGUUGGCGAUCCAUACAAGACGCUGUUUGUUGCGCGCCUGAAAAAGCAGGCCAAGGAGAUUGAUCUACGCAGGGUCUUUGAAGGUUAUGGCACCAUUGAGCGCGUACGUAUCGUUCGUGAUAAAAAAGGCCGAAGUAGAGGGUAUGCUUUCAUCGUCUAUGAACGAGAACGCGAUAUGAAAGGUAUACAAAAUUCACCUAUGCGCAGUUAA
Fomitiporia mediterranea MF3/22 is the source of this 555-nucleotide messenger RNA. RefSeq lists its product as uncharacterized. The transcript is spliced from 3 exons. Gene Ontology annotation, cellular component: U1 snRNP; precatalytic spliceosome; U2-type prespliceosome. NCBI's taxonomy places the organism in Eukaryota, Fungi, Basidiomycota, Agaricomycetes, Hymenochaetales, Hymenochaetaceae. The coding region runs from base 1 to 555 and encodes 184 amino acids. Gene Ontology annotation, molecular function: mRNA binding; U1 snRNA binding. The record is from RefSeq and is a predicted model, not a curated record. Gene Ontology annotation, biological process: mRNA splicing, via spliceosome.